Messenger RNA from Penicillium concentricum, 1008 nucleotides. RefSeq names its product class I SAM-dependent methyltransferase. Gene Ontology annotation, molecular function: methyltransferase activity. The record is from RefSeq and is a predicted model, not a curated record. The coding region runs from base 1 to 1008 and encodes 335 amino acids. The transcript is spliced from 9 exons. NCBI's taxonomy places the organism in Eukaryota, Fungi, Ascomycota, Eurotiomycetes, Eurotiales, Aspergillaceae.
AUGGCGAAAUCACCACAGAUCGCAGUGGACACGGAUAUCUAUCUGACAGGCAAUUAUGGCGAUGACUGGCAGUCAGAGACAACGUCUAUCGGUUCUUCAAUCUAUCAUGGCCUGAUGGAAAAUGGCAGACGGAUUCCGUCCGAUGACCAAGCAUUUGAGUCCUACGAAGCUGGCCAUUUGCUCGCUAUGGUGUUAGAUUCGGACCGAGAAAACCCGCUCUUUAGAGCACCUGUGGGAAAGAACCCCAAGCAGAUCCUCGACAUUGGAACGGGCAAGGGUGACUGGGCUAUUGACGUUGCUGACAUGUUCCCAUCUGCAACUGUCCGAGGAGUCGACCUCUUCCCACCUCCCGUGACAUGGAUGCCGCCCAACUGCAUCCUUGAAGUCGACAACGUCUUAGAAGAAUGGACCUGGAGAGAACCUCACGACUUAAUCCACAUGCGGGUUAUGAUCGGCUCAUUCGAUCCCGCUGGAUGGGAUCACGUCUACACAAGCGCCUUUAAAUCCCUACGACCAGGAGGCUGGAUCGAACAACUCGAAGGUAGUCCCUGCAUCCAAUGUGACGACAACAGCCUGCCGGCAGAUAGUAUUUUGCGAAGCUGGGGGGAUAUUAUGAGCGGGUGCGGUGCGCGCGCCGGACGCUCGCUAGACACUAUCAAUACCAUGCGCAGCGCAAUGGAAAAGGCCGGGUUUGUGGAUUUCCAGGAGAAGACAUACCUGUGGCCGAUUGGGCCGUGGGCUCGCGAUCAGAAAUUUAAAGAGGCUGGCGUGGUUAAUUACCACCAUUGGCUUUCUGGUAUGGAGGGUUGGUGUAUGUGGUUGCUGACCCAUUUUGGUGCGCCGCAUCCUUGGUCAAAGGACGAGGUUACUGUUUAUUUGGCCAAGGUUCGGUCGGAGAUUAAGAAUCCAAGAUAUCAUCUUUAUCAGAAAGCACGACGUGUGUGGGCGCGCAAGCCUUUUCCCGGAGAGCUUACACCUGACAUGACUCCGAUCAAAAAGGAGGCGUGA